CGAACUGUUUCUGCCUGGGCACGUUCUACCACAGUUCAGCCAAUAGUUUCUUUCGAACAACUGGGUGAUUCGCAUCGACGUUAAGCUAGGCUUGGAUUUAAAAAAUCAAUUGAAAUUGUCGUUUUUAAGUGAUUUUUCCAACUUGAAGACCGUUUUUGAUCGUCACCAAUUAAACGAUCGGAGAACCACAUUUCGGAAAAAUGAGCUACGAUAAGCAUGUUCAGAAUGUUCAGCUGAUGGCUGCCGUGAAGGCGGGAGUUCUUCAAACGGUUGAAGAACUCAUUAACGCUGGCGCAGACGUCAAUUUUGUCGAUAAAUAUGACAAAAACGAAACUCCUCUGCAUGUGGCUGUCAAUGCCAGCAACGCAAGGUUGGCAGAAUUGCUUCUCGCUAAAGGAGCAAACACUGAGGCCAGAAACAUUGACAACGAGAAACCCAUGGAUUUGUGCUCCCGUCUGGAAGAAACGAAGAAACAAGAGAUUGAAGCCGUUUUCAACAGCCAUUUUGGCAUCAAAACCUACAUCAAACGCGCUGGGACUGGAGCCGUCGAGCAGUACUACAGGACGAAGCUGCUGGCCAUGGUGCUGUUUCGUUUGCUUCACGAUGACCAGAUCGAGAGCUUCUACCUGGGAAAUAACUUGGGCGAGGUGGGCGCAUUUGACGAUGUGGUGCUCCGAACCUGUAGCCAAGGUAGAUCUCGUGUGUACUUUUUACAGGCCAAGCAUCGAGAUUCUACAGACCGUGUUAAUUUAAGUGAUUUAGUUAACAUGCAGCAAACAAAUGGUGAUUUCCAUCUAUCGAAAUAUUUCGAUAGUUAUUUGAAGAUACGUUACAUGUUCGAGCAGACUAGUGAGCAUGCAAUUUUUCAAGGAAAAUACGAGGAAACAGAGCUGACAAUGAUAAUUUUCACUCCAGCUAUAGUAAAUUAUCACAAUGAAGUACAGUGUGAAAUAAUCAACUCCAAGGACAUAUUCUACAGCAAAACGUCUGGCAAAAUAAUAAAAAUCAUGUGUACAUCAGAUUUGCUAGAACCAUUCAUAAAAAUAUCUGAAGAAUGGCAUUCAAAUGCAGAAUUAUCGAACAAAUUUUCAAAACCUCAGCUGCCAUCGCAUAACGACCACGCCAAUUUAGUAAAGGAUUUUUUCGAAAAAGUGAGGAUUCAUGCAGAGCAAGCCACGGAAGCGGAGCUAGCCGGAAUUGUUCAGUACGAUAUUAGAGACAAAAAUUAUGAAAGUGAAGAUAUGAUUUUCGCUAAAUUCCAUAGUUCAAUAGAAAACUGGUGGAUGCAAUCCGGUCAAGUGCCAUUUGAAACUAAAAGUUGUCAACUGUUCAAUUUAGCUGUUAAUGAAGUAAAACUUGAUAAGAUUCAGUCGGUUAGUUUCGACAAGGUCGGGAAAUAUUUAUUAAAAUUUAAUGUCGAUUCAGCAUUAUAUUCUAAGUGGGACUCUUCUUUAUCAAAAAUGGAAAAUAAUAAUAUUUUUUUCUUAAACAUAUUCAGCAGCACACCCAAACUCAGCUGUUUAAAACUCAUUCAAUAUCUCGAAUUGAAGGGGUUUGAUUUUAAGUUUGUCGUCAUCGAGCAAAUCGAAGCAAAGCACAUCAUUGAUGUUUUGUCAAAAAACCUACCAAAACGCAUGAUACUCGUGUUUCUUCCUCUGCUUAACAACAGCGUCAUAGAGCAAUUACGCCAAACUGUUUGCAAAUUAAUAGUAAUAACUAGUGAAGAAUGCCAUAAAAAUUGUACUACACUAGCCGACGAAACAAGAGGCUUAGAUGAUCUUGACUUUGAAUGUCAAGAGAAAAUUCUCAACAGUAUUGUAACGUUUCAAAGCUCUGAAAUACCCUUGAGGAAGCUUAUGGAUGGUGUGCCUAGCCAUCUAAUUGAUGCUCAAAUGUUGCAAAGGUUCGUCAAUGGUGAAGAAUUUGUUAUAACCAAUAAGUUCCAGUCAGCCUUCUGCAAAUCCAAAAACGCAGUCCAAAUGCUACUGGACUUGGGUGCUAAUGCUAACUUGGGUGUAACCAAAAAUGGAUUUACGGCAUUACAUUGGGCAGCUCAAAAUGACAUGCCUGAGAUCAUCCAACUACUCAUAGACAAAGGAGCAAACAUUGACUGUAUUACAACGGAUAACGGUCGAACUCCUUUAAAUCAGGCAGCCUUCUGCAAAUCCACAAAUGCAGUCAAAAUGCUGCUGGACUUGGGUGCCAAUGCAAACUUGGGUAGAACCAGCGAUGGUUUUACGCCAUUACAUUGGGCGGCAUUUAAGGACUCGCCUGAGAUCAUCCAGCUACUCAUAGAUAAAGGAGCAAACAUUGACUGUAUUACAACGGAUAACGGUCGAACUCCUUUACAUGAGGCAGUCUCCUUCAAAUCUACAAAUGCAGUCAAAAUGCUGCUGGACUUGGGUGCCAAUGCAAACUUGGGUAAAACCAGCGAUGGUUUUACGCCAUUACAUUGGGCGGCAUUUAAGGACUCGCCUGAGAUCAUCCAGCUACUCAUAGAUAAAGGAGCAAACAUUGACUGUAUUACAACGGAUAACGGUCGAACUCCUUUAUAUCAGGCAGCGCUCUGCAAAUCCACAAAUGCAGUCAAAAUGCUGCUGGACUUGGGUGCCAAUGCAAACUUGGGUAAAACCAGCAAUGGUUUUACGCCAUUACAUUGGGCGGCUCAUAAUGACAUGCCUGAGAUCAUCCAGCUACUCAUAGAUAAAGGAGCAAACAUUGACUGUAUUACAACGGAUAACGGUCGAACUCCUUUACAUGAGGCAGUCUCCUUCAAAUCUACAAAUGCAGUCAAAAUGCUGCUGGACUUGGGUGCCAAUGCAAACUUGGGUAGAACCAGCGAUGGUUUUACGCCAUUACAUUGGGCAGCACAUAAUGACAUGCCUGAGAUCAUCCAACUACUCAUAGAUAAAGGAGCAAACAUUGACUGUAUUACCACGGAUGACGGUCGAACUCCUUUGUGUCAGGCAGCAUUCUGCAAAUCUACAAAUGCAGUCAAAAUGCUGCUGGACUUGGGUGCCAAUGCAAACUUGGGUAGAACCAGCGAUGGUUUUACGCCAUUACAUUGGGCGGCAUUUAAGGACUCGCCUGAGAUCAUCCAGCUACUCAUAGAUAAAGGAGCAAACAUUGACUGUAUUACAACGGAUAACGGUCGAACUCCUUUGAGUCAGGCAGCGAUGCGCAAAUCCACAAAUGCAGUCAAAAUGCUACUUGACUUGGGUGCUAAUGCUAACUUGGGUAAAACCAGCAAUGGUUUUACGCCAUUACACUGGGCAGCAUAUUUUAACAUGCCUGAUAUCAUCCAGCUACUCAAAGACAAAGGAGCAAACAUUGACUGUAUCACCACGGAUGACGGUCGGACUCCCCUGUACGUAGCAGCCGCAGGGGGGUCUGCAAACGCAGUUGAAAAGCUUUUGAAUUUGGGCGCUAAUCCAGGUAAAUGCACAAAUAUUGGAUCAACGCCGUUGAGCAUAGCUGUUCAAAAAGAACAUUCGUACAUUGAAAAAAUGUUACAAGACUAUAGUUCCAGAAAGCUAACAAGUUUUUCUCGUGAACGUAGAUGGUGACACUGGACUUGCUCUCACCGUGUGUAUUUUGUUUAUGAUCGGAAAAGUCAUCCCACAACGAAUUCAUCCAGAAACUAUUCGUAGUGAGUUGGCAGCCAUCUUGUUUUUAAGAGCAUGGGAAAAAAAAUUUAAGAGGUACCCUUCCCAGAUGUAAUAUUACUAUAAUUAUAUUUACUGUGUAGGUGAACUUGACAGAAUGCAAGCACUUUUUAGAUUUAUUGGCUAUUGAUAAAAAAAAUAUUGUCUGAAUUGUUUUGUUAGGUUUGCUUUACGUUUUAAAUUGCUAUUUCAUUUACUAGUUUUUGUGCGUAAAUCUAAAAUAACUCAUAGGAAAUAUCAUGAUGUUGCCUUCAAAAAAGUAAUUUUUCAUAGUUAUGUGUAUAAGGUUUGAAAAUGAAAAUAAUUCGGAUUCUAGUUUAUUCUAAAUAAAAUUUUACACUUUAUUUCGUUAUUUUUUAACCACAUUUAUCAGCAUAACACAGUUAUUUUUUUUUAAACACGUCAAAUUUUGCAAUAAUAAACAUAUACUAUAAGCUAAAAAAAA
Molecule: messenger RNA, 4110 nt
Organism: Culex pipiens pallens (northern house mosquito)
Lineage: Eukaryota; Metazoa; Arthropoda; Insecta; Diptera; Culicidae
Exons: 2
Coding region: 201-3566 (1121 amino acids)
Molecular function (GO): protein binding
Source: RefSeq, a predicted model, not a curated record